This is a messenger RNA of Aspergillus pseudonomiae, 915 nucleotides long. RefSeq names its product putative mitochondrial methylglutaconyl-CoA hydratase (Auh). The transcript is spliced from 2 exons. The coding region runs from base 1 to 915 and encodes 304 amino acids. Gene Ontology annotation, biological process: fatty acid beta-oxidation. Gene Ontology annotation, cellular component: mitochondrion. Gene Ontology annotation, molecular function: enoyl-CoA hydratase activity. The record is from RefSeq and is a predicted model, not a curated record. Lineage: Eukaryota; Fungi; Ascomycota; Eurotiomycetes; Eurotiales; Aspergillaceae.
AUGCCGCCACGCCUGCCUCUUUUACAUACAUUGCGACAGCCCUCGGUCUUGUCGGUUCGCGUCAGAGUCACAAGAUUCAGCACCGCGGCGGAUGAUGCAGUGAUACAGACCCAGCAGAUCCCUGCGCCCGGCUCCGGGAAUAUUCGAGUCCUGCUGCUGAACAGACCUAAAGCCCGGAACGCAAUUUCCAAGAAUCUUUUGGACAGUCUGGCUAAGCAUGUCCAGUCGAUAUCUGCGGAGGGAGGCACUGGUCCGACACGUGCCUUGGUCAUUGCCAGUAAUGUGGAUUCGGCCUUUUGUGCGGGCGCAGACUUGAAAGAGCGAGUAAAUAUGACCAAGGAAGAGACAAAUGAAUUCUUGUCCAAGCUGCGCGGUACGUUCCGUGAUCUUGCUGGGCUACCCGUCCCCACCAUUUCUGCCGUGUCUUCUACGGCGCUGGGAGGUGGGCUAGAGCUCGCUUUAUGUACGCAUCUACGUGUCUUUGGCUCAUCCAGCAUUGUUGGAUUGCCCGAGACCAGACUAGCUAUCAUCCCUGGGGCGGGAGGCACGUACCGCCUGCCGGGGGUUGUUGGGGUGAACCGCGCCCGAGACCUCAUUCUCACUGGGCGACGUGUGUCGGGCGCCGAGUCAUACUUUAUGGGGCUCUGCGAUCGGCUCGUCGAAAUCUUACCUGAAGAGGAGCAAAAGGAGGGCGCGGCGCGCGAGAAAGUGCUCCGGGAGAGCAUCAAACUGGCCAUGGACAUUUGCGAAGGUGGGCCCAUCGCUAUCAAGCAGGCACUGCAGGCCGUGAAUGACUUCCAGAAGGGUGAGGUGGCAGAAAACAAGGCCUAUGACGGCGUGGUGGAGACGGAAGAUCGCUUUGAGGCUUUGCGGGCGUUCGCCGAAAAGAGGAAGCCUGCUUUCCGGGGGCGAUGA